Molecule: messenger RNA, 7659 nt
Organism: Carassius carassius (crucian carp)
Lineage: Eukaryota; Metazoa; Chordata; Actinopteri; Cypriniformes; Cyprinidae
Product: A disintegrin and metalloproteinase with thrombospondin motifs 7-like
Exons: 24
Coding region: 265-5643 (1792 amino acids)
Biological process (GO): extracellular matrix organization; proteolysis
Cellular component (GO): extracellular matrix
Molecular function (GO): metalloendopeptidase activity
Source: RefSeq, a predicted model, not a curated record
UCAGUAACUGCAGCCGUCCCAGUUGAAUUAACGGAGCCCAAAAUCGCCCAUGCACCGGAUUCACAGACUUUAUCAUGCUACAUCAUUUGUCUCGGACUGAUGACCAUUGCAGAUCUCUGGUUUAAUAAAUGCAGAAGCGCUCUUUUGUGUGAUGGGUCCAAACUACCGAUGCAUAAGGCUGAGGCAGAAGUUACUAUUCAAACUAUCACCAUUUAAAUGGACUGUAGAUGUAAGUGAUCUGUCUUUUCCUCUGUGCAGUUUGACAUGAUGGUACAGCUGGACUGCGGCAUUAAAGUUUUGGGACCAGCACGUUUCUCUCUCUGCUUUGUGAUAACAGCUGGACUUCUGUCCAUGUUCGAGAGCACAACAGCUAGCGCAUAUAAUCAAGACACAGAUAGUUCUCCUAAUGGAUUUCCUAACUACGAAGUUGUUCAUCCUAUCAGAGUAGAUUCAUCUGGACAUUUUUUGUCCAAUCAUGUGUCCCACCAUGUGAGUCGAAUUCAAAGGAGAGAGACAUCAAAAAACAAAGAAAGCCUGGCCAAGGUUUUUUACCAUCUGCAGUUUGGUGGUCAAGACCUGCACUUUAACCUCACCCUAAACCCUCAUCUGCUAGCACCUGGAUUCCUCACAGAGUGGAGAUACGGUGGUCUGCAAGGGUCUACAUUAAAUAGCCAUGGUCACUCUCUUUGCUUCUUCCUGGGAGAUGUCUGGAGCAGUACACUGAAGUGGGGUCAAGCAGCUCUGAGCACUUGCAAUGGCCUGACAGGGCUGUUCAAGCUCUCAGAAGAGGAAUUCUUCAUUAGUCCUCUGGAGUCAGCACAAGAAAAGUCAGUUCCACAGACUCAUGCAGUCUAUAAGCGGCAGGCUGUCCAAUCAGAACACCAGCUGCUGCAGCCACUGCUUGGGGAGCACACAGCUAACAUGACUUGUUGGGUCAGAGGAGGGGCAAAGCAGGUGGAAAGGCAAAGAGAUCGCUGGGAGAGACGGCAACAUCGCAGACGUAUUAGACAGCGCUCCAUAAGCACUGAGAAGUGGGUAGAGACUCUGGUAGUGGCUGACCCUAAAAUGGUGGAAUACCAUGGGAGCAAAGGAGUUGUGAGCUAUGUGCUCUCUGUCAUGAAUAUUGUGGCAGGGUUAUUUCGGGAUGCCAGCAUUGGAAAUGCAAUCAACAUCGCUGUCGUGCGUCUCAUUCUGCUGGAGAAGGAUGAGGAGGAUUUGAAAAUUAUGCAUCAUGCUGACAACAGUCUGAACAGCUUUUGUAAGUGGCAGAAAGGCAUCAAUAUGAAGGAUGAUGAUCAUCCAGCCCAUCAUGAUGUGGCUGUCCUCAUUACUAGAAAAGACAUUUGUGCCGCCAUCAAUAAGCCUUGUGAGACAUUGGGAUUGUCUCAUGUGGCUGGAAUGUGCCAACCUCACCGCAGCUGCAGCAUCAAUGAAGACACAGGCCUGACCCUGGCAUUUACAAUCGCACACGAGCUUGGCCACAACUUUGGGAUUCAGCAUGAUGGGAAUGGCAAUGACUGUGAGCCUAUUGGGAAAAGACCUUUCAUCAUGUCUCCACAGCUCCUGUAUGGAAACUCUCCACCCAACUGGUCACGCUGUAGCCGUGAAUACAUCACGCGCUUCCUCGAUCGAGGCUGGGGCUGGUGUUUGGAUGACCCUCCUGUCAGAAACGAUCUUGAGAUGCACUCUGCUCCCCCUGGAGUCCUAUACAGCGCUGCUCAUCAGUGCAAGCUCCAGUAUGGAUCCAGCUCAAUGCUCUGUGAUGAUGUAGAUAAUAUCUGCAGCACCCUGUGGUGCACAGUGUCCUCAACCUGCCACUCGAGGCUGGAUGGUGCUGUGGAUGGGACCAAGUGCGGUGAGGGCAAGUGGUGUUUUGACGGGGAGUGUGUGGAGGUGGGCCUCCAGCCUAAAAGCGUGAAUGGUGGCUGGGAUUCAUGGAGUGAGUGGUCCAGGUGCACCAGGACAUGCGGUGUAGGCAUUCAGAAUGCCCAGAGGGAGUGUGUCAACCCUGUGCCCAAUUAUGGAGGUAAAUACUGUCUUGGAGAGCGCCGCAGAUAUCGAACCUGUAACCGUGACCCCUGCCCUGUGGACGAGCCCAGCUUCAGACACAUCCAGUGCAGCCGCUUUAACACAAUCCCAUAUAAGGGAAAGUUUUAUAAAUGGAUACAUGUAAAUAACAGAGUUAAUCCGUGUGAGCUGCACUGUAGACCUGUGAAUGAGCACUUUUCCGAGAGGAUGCUGGACACUGUCAUAGACGGAACACAGUGCUAUGAAGGCAGUCAGAGCCAUGACAUAUGCAUUAACGGCAUUUGUAAGUACUUAGGCUGUGAUUAUGAGAUUGACUCGGACGCUGUUGAGGAUCAGUGUGGAGUGUGCCAUGGAAAUGGAUCUACGUGUGAAACAGUGAGGAAGACCUAUAAGAACAGUGAAGGGCUCGGGUAUGUAGACAUAGGUCUAAUUCCGGAAGGAGCACGGGACAUCCAUAUAGAGGAAGUUGCAGAGGCUGGGAACUACUUGGCAUUGCGCAGCAAUGACCCUGAAAUAUAUUUCCUGAAUGGUGGCUGGACGAUCCAGUGGAAUGGCGAGUAUAAAGCAGCAGGAACAGUAUUUACUUACGAAAGGACUGGGCAGCUGGAAAAUCUAUCUUCCCCCGGACCGACUCUGGAGCCAGUGUGGAUUCAGCUGCUUUUUCAAGAGACCAAUCCAGGGGUGAGGUAUGAGUACACCAUAAGCAGAGACAUUCUUGUCGACUCCAACAAUGGCACUGCUGUCUCUUAUUUCCAGUGGAUUUAUGGGGCUUGGACUGAAUGCAGUGCCACAUGUGGAACUGGUGUGCAGAGGCAAGUUGUGCACUGUGUGGAGAGAACAUCUGGAAUUGUUGAGGAACAUUACUGUGAUCCAUCUACUAGGCCGGAUGACAAGCAAAGCAACUGUAAUAAGGGGGCAUGUCCUGCCAUAUGGUGGGUUGGAGAGUGGCAGAAGUGCUCAUCUAGCUGUGGGGACAUUGGGCUUAGUAAGAGAACGGUGCUGUGUAUUCAGAGCCUUGGGCUGGAUGAGCAACAAGCGCUUCAGCCAGCUGAAUGUCAACAUUUGCCUAAGCCUGAGUCAAUUGUUCGGUGUAACACACAUGUGUCCUGUCCUGCUGACUGGACCACUGGAAGCUGGUCAGAGUGUUCAGUGAGCUGUGCUGCUGGUUUCCAAAUACGUGAUGUGACCUGCAGCUGGAAUACUGAUACGGACUGUGAUCCAAAAGUCAAGCCUAAUUCAACUAUGCCAUGCUAUCUUCAGGACUGCCCCAUACAUUCGGACACCUUUGGCAAUGACUGGUCAGGAAGUGGAGCAUCCAGCAAAGAAUUUCUCAAUGAGAUUAAAGUUAUACCCCACUUUAGUACUACUAAAAAUCAGCCCAUGGGCAAUGUUGACCUCAAUGACAUUAUAGAAGAUGAUUUUUCACAUUAUAGUCAUGUUGAAAAGUCCUCUGACAAUUCUAUUGUGAAAAAUCUUCAAGUUGAUGAUUUUUAUUACGACUACAAUUUUAUAAGAUUCCAUGAGGAUCUGUCAUACGACUUUGAUAAAGAUGAAAAUGAUAUGUUUGAUAACUCAGGAAUAAAACAUGGAGACAUUACUCUUACAGGGACAGAUGUCCCUAUAACUACCUCAUCGCCAUCCACCACUGCGGACCAACACAGUACCACCAUGCAUUCUGACAGCAUUACAGUCAAGGGUACAGAAGGUCAUGAACCUCAGAAGAAAGACAUACUAGAUGAAAAUAAUGAUGAGCUAUUUGCUGAGGAUUACUUCCUGCCUGUCAUUACAACAAUUGAACCAUCUUCUGCAGUUACCAGGUUAUUUAGCAAAUGGAAGGACAAUGAUAGUGACUUCAGUAUUACAAGGAAACCUCCAUCAACUGCAUAUGUGUCCACUCAGGACAAGAAGAUAUUAUCAUAUGAAACUGAGCCAAACAUAUUUUUGACUCCGGACCCACAUACAAAUUCAAACUCAAAUAACCAUGACAUUUACAUAGGCGAUAAAAAAGAUAAAACCAUAAUGGCAAUAACUGAAGUUGAGAAUGAAGAGGAGUUUGGCGAGGAUGUUCCUGGAGGUGAAAGUGAACUACACCAUGGCAUUCAAAAUUAUGAACAUCCUUUAGAUUAUGUGUUUAAGUUUGAAACUUAUGAGAACAGACAUGUUCAUAUUCCCACUACUCCAUUACAAUGGCGUACGGCCUCACCAACAGUCUCACUGAGUGCGACUUCUCAACCAUUGGAGCUUCUCAGCAGUGCUUCUAGUGAUGAUUUUGCAAAACAUAAAGUUCUGAGUGAACCAUCAUUUAACACUAAGGAGAGUGAAUUCACUGUAAGAGAGUUCACUACGACCUCAGAUAGCCUUUCUCAAGAGUAUGUUCCUUUUCCAUCUUCCUCUGUUCCAGCCAAACAUUACAGUAACAUGGCCUCAGCAGCUGGAACAACAGCUCUACCUCCUACAGAAAUGGAAAGUGAUUUUGAGCCUCCACUCUUCACUCCAAGUGAUAUUCUGGACACUACAGUUGCUACAGAGACUCAACAUUGGUAUUCCAGAGCCAGUGCACCACCCAAAACUAAUGGGCCUAGAAUAGAUCCUUGGGGAACUCCGGUCCACUUGACAGAGAUUGACAACAAUGAGAUUAUUAUUGCCCGAAUGCCAAGACCUGCUGGGCUUAAUCCCUCUCUGUCUACUCCUUCUGAGCAGCCAUCUCAGGACACUAGCAGUGAGCAUUCAGUGCAUUAUUUUAGCCCUGCGAUGCCCACUGGGCUUUUCAUGCCUUCUCUUUCCCCAUCAGCCUCCCCUGCACACUGGAAAAAAGGAAACUGGAGUGCUUGCUCAACAAGUUGCGGGCUUGGUGCCAUCUGGAGGUCAGUGUCCUGCAGCACUGGUGAUGAAUCAGACUGUGACCUAGCUACUAGGCCAGUGCCAGCGCGCCGCUGCUACCUUCGUCCCUGCUCUGCAUGGAAAAUUGGAGAGUGGAGUAAAUGCUCGAAGAAUUGUGGUGUCGGAAUGAAGGUCAGAGAGCUUCAGUGUUAUGACACACGAGAUCAGAGGUUGUUGCGGCCAUUUCAUUGCCAGGCCACCUCCCCCAGACCUCCUGUCCGAAUUCCUUGUAACAUUCACAACUGUUUAGAGUGGUACACAUCUUCUUGGGGGCAGUGUUCAGAGCUGUGUGGAGGUGGGGAGCAGCAGAGGCUAGUCACCUGCCCUGAAACUGGGAAAUGUGAUGAAGAUCUACAGCCCAGCAACAUCCAGACUUGCAAUGUCCAUCCAUGCCACCAGUGGAUUACUGGAUCCUGGGGUCAGUGUUCGGUGUCCUGUGGAGGAGGUGUUCAGCGCCGACUGGUUAAAUGUGUCAACACUAAGGCCGAGCCCGAGGAUGAAUAUGAACAUGUUGAUUGUGAUCAUGAACCUCGACCAAAGAACACAAAGAAAUGUAACAUUCUUGACUGUGACAGCGCCCCCUCUGGUCAGUUGUGUUUACAAGACCAUUUGCCAUUACGCUUCUGUCAGACCCUCAAGUGGCUCGGGCAAUGUCAAGUGCCUUCAGUCCAUGUAAAGUGCUGCAAGACCUGCGGGCUGCCAUCAAGGGGCAAUGAUCGCAUUGCAAGUCGCUGAGAUGCAGGGGGAUUGCAGAAUGAAUGUUGUAAGCCAUGGAAAAAAAUAUUACACAAAUACUCAAAGCAGCUAUGGACCAAUCCAUCGUUGGAAAAACUGGUCUGGUCUGGUCAAGCUGUUGCCAUUGACCAACAGUUCGUCAGGGAGCUACUUUAUCCCUACAUACAGUACACAUACAGUAAGAGGUGCUUAUUUUCGCCCAUCAUCUCAGAUAAGUGGUAGUAAAACAGUUAAGUGGAACAUCUUGCCAGCUCACUAUAGACUGAUGCAGGGAUGGUAUAUUUUUAGCAUGUAGAGUUAGCAUUUUAGCUCUUCUGGUUCUGUCGUCCUUAAGUCAGUAGGUUUAUUGAAUUAUGUUUUUGUAAAUGCCUGAAAUAAGGUUUAUGGUUCACACAAGCACAUUAUAUUUUCAUGUUUUAUUCAAUGGCUUAAAUACAUCAGUAAAACCCACUUAUGAUUUUACUUCUACUCGUCUUGAAAAGGUUGGUUGCUAAGAAGAGGCUAAAUGGGACUGCAUUAAAUGUCAUCACACCAAAAAAAAACAAAAAAAAACAAAACUCAUCUGCUCACUAACCAGCUUUCAAAACCUUGUCAUGUUUAUAAAUGGGAUCUUGCAAACUGUUCUACUUUCAGGGAUUUUUUAAAGAGUUGUCAGAAGCUCAGUGGUGAUUCUGAAGUCAUGAGACUACAAAGUAGUUUUUUUAUUGCCUACAUAACUUUUACUUCUGACAAAGAGAGAAUUAAACAUGUAAGAAUCUAACAUUUAUUGGUCACAGAACUUAUUUCCUGCAAUAAUAUAAAAGCAGAUGGAAAAAUACAGCCGCUUUUUUGUCAAGGGUGAUGCUAAUUUCCAGGUCAACCCACAAAAAUAUGUCUGGUAUAGUAAUUAAAUAUUUUUUUUCUUAUUAGCAUUUGACAGAACAAAUAUAUUCAUAAUUUGGCUAUUUGAAUCUUUUUUUUUUUUAAACUCUGUCAGGAAUUUAUGAUUGCAGUUCGAGUAUCAGAACCACAGAUAACCACAAAGCAAGAGCGCAAUUCCACAUAAUUGCAAGUUUGCAGAUGUUUUUAUUUAUUGAAGCUGAUAGCAGAUCAGAUGUAAAACCAGUAAUGAAGUACCUGGUGCUGCAACAUAAAACGGUGCUAAAGGUAGCGAGCGCUAAGCUCCUCGCUCAGUCUAGUGUUGGCUGGUACUUGAAUUCUAUACACACUAUUUAUAGUACCUUAAUUUUAUAUGUCUGUAUUACCCUUUGGAUUAAUAAACCUACACAGAAUAAUAGAUCAGUGUACCACUUUUCGAAAUGUAUACAACAUAGAAUAGCUUAAUGUCUGCUUUCAUAAAAUAUAAAGGAUUUCUUUUUAAUGCAGUCAUUGUAUUACUCUAGUGUAUAAAAUGAGAUACAACUGUUAGAAAAACUCAUUAUGUUUGUCAAGUACAUGAAAUAUUACACUAAGUAAAUGUUUAGUAUGGUUGUUUUUACUUUUUUUAAUAAUACAUGACCACUAACUGUGCAUUCAUUCUUGAGAUGCGAUCACAUCUGUGAAAUUUCUGCAAAGUUUUGUGGACAAAAAAGGUCUAUUAUUAAUAGUGUAGUAAUGUACAGUAUGAAGCUCAGUUCACACAGAGCAAUAUGUCAUUGAAAUUUCACAGACAAAAAGGGUCAAUUUUUAUGUCUAUAUUAAAGAUAUGAAGCACAGCUAACAUAAAAAUUACUUUCAAACCAAGCUUUUUCUUGGUUAUACUUCUUUUCUGUUUCUCAUCACAGCAACUUCAGUGUAAAACUCCAGAUUGUGCAGAUUCCCAUUUAAAUGAUUGCAUAUCUCAAUGGACGCCCAUUUCUGCCACAAAGAAAUAAAAAAAGGUAAUUGUGACUUUUUAUCUCACAAUUCUGACUUUUUUCUCAGAAUUGCAUGAUACAAACUCACAGUUCAGACUUUUUCUCAGAAUUGUGUAAUAUAACUCACAAUUGCGAGUUAAAAAGUAAUAUUGUGAGAUAUAAAGUUGCAAUUAUGAGACAU